Molecule: messenger RNA, 921 nt
Organism: Amblyraja radiata (thorny skate)
Lineage: Eukaryota; Metazoa; Chordata; Chondrichthyes; Rajiformes; Rajidae
Exons: 4
Coding region: 19-921 (300 amino acids)
Source: RefSeq, a predicted model, not a curated record
AACACUGAUCAGAUCCGCAUGGAUAACACGGUCUAUCUGAUGGUUCGACACGUUACAGUGGAGGAUGGGAAGCUGUAUGUGUGUGAAGUGCGGGAAAACGGAAACAUUCUUCACACAAGUAACACAGGUUUUACUGUAGACAAGUAUUUAUCUUAUGGGGGAUACACACUUUACCGCUCCAGCACCGGUCACAGUGAACUUCACCUGGUUUGUUCUGGGAGUUAUGGUCGUAACUAUUCCCGUGCUGAGUGGAUCUGGUCACCUCAUCACCUUCAACAGUGGAAAGUAAUAGCAUCUGCAGAACGUUCUCAGCCCAUCAUCAUCACCAAUGUCAAUGGGACCAACUUCGUGAAUCGACUGGUGACCUCAGGGAAACUCUUCGAUGGCAAGGAUUUCAAUGUGAGGAUUGUCCCCGUUGUGUUUCAAGAUGCCGGAGUUUACGCCUGUUAUCUGGAACGAAAUCUAUUUUCCACCAUUGAUCUAAUCACAGUGAAAGUCACAGCUGAACCGUCUGAUGCAGUGACUGAGGGAGACAACGUUACCCUGACCUGCUCUGUGUCUCACGUCAUUGGGUCAAUGAGACUGUUUUGGAUCAAUGGCGAUGGCAAACGUGUUGGAGAAAAGGCACUGACUGUGGAAGAGAAAUCACCGAGUCUGGUUAUUCAGAAAGCUGAGAGAGGCAGAGGGAACUGGAGAUGUGUUAUGUUUGAUCAACACCUGCCCCGGCUUUUUGUCCCGUACUAUCAGAAGGACAAUAGGAAUUACACUUUCAUUAUCAGAUUUGUUGUAAUUAUCGGAGGCCUGGCUCUUCUCCUCGUCAUUGUACUGGCAGUGGUGUGGUAUCAAAGAAGGCGCAAGCCUACAGGUAAAGUACAUGAAGACAUCCUUAAUGCAGCACAGAUUCCCCCAAAUUAUCAAUGA